GACAAAGACAGAGAUCAGAAGUACGGCACAGAGCAUCACGGGUGUGGGGAGGACCUAAUUCAGAUAGACUGGCCGGCAAAGGGCUCGCCAGGUGACAUUUCUAGAGCUCUGGUCUGUAGUAAGCGUCCAGUAACAACGGCGCAAUUGUUUGUCUCUUGGCUCCGCUGCUUUGUAGUUGGGUGACCUUGGACGAGCCAGCUGACCUCCCUGUUUUAUUUCCUGUAAAAUGGAGAGAAUAGAACUUGCUUCAUAGUGUCGUCGUGCGGAUUAUAAAGGCGUUAACAUAUACGUGAAGCGCAUAGCAGAGCGCCUGGAGCAUAGUAAGCGCUAUGAGUUAACAGUUAUUGUCACUGUCGCUAUGGCAGUAACAGAAAACUCUGCAGGGCAGUUCGGAAUCCCCCAGAAAUCCUAGAUGAGCCAAACUCAGCCUCAUUCUGUGAGGCGGUAUAUACCCCUCGUCCUUAUCCCCAUGGACGGUGUUCUAUAGAGCGGGGUGGCUGCCAACACACACAUAGGCGUCCUUGGCAAUGAUAAAGACCCACUUGAGACAGCUGGAACCUACUAAAGCCCCUGGCUGCCUAGAUUUUGGGUACAGAGGACUUCUUGGAAGAAGAGGAUAUUGGAGGAAUAAUAGAACUCUGUUGGCGAAUAACACGAACCCCUCUCAAACCGGCUUAAUCCUCAAAAGGGAUGUUAACUGGCUGCUAGAACUGCCAAGGCCUGGGUGUAUCCAGCUUCAGGCAGAGCUGAAUCCAGCCCUUGGGUGUAUCAGGACAGUACGCCAUCACCUGGCCGUUUCGUCUGGGUCGGCUUUACCUUAGAGCAGGCGCUCUCCCUGUGGUGGCAGAUGGGCCUGCUCCAGCUCCAGGACUGUAUCCUCUUAGCUUGAUAAUCCCGGUAGAAGGAGAGUACCUCUUUCCAGUUACUUCUCCCAAAUAUUCGAAGGCUGGUUACCCUGGGUCUGGGUGGGGCCAUGUGCCUGUCCAUGAACCAAUCCGUGUGGCCGAAGGGCGGGAUAACUGCUCUGAUUGGCCAGGCCUGGGUCAGGGGCUCUGAUUGGCCAGGCCUGGGUCAGGGGCUCUGUGCUGGGGCUCCAGGCGGGGCUCUCCAAAGGAGAAUCUGGAGCUCUUUUCAGAGAUGGGAGGAAUGGAUGCUAGGCAACAAAAACAACAGCUGUCCCGGAAAGAGACGGUUCCACCCUCAGGAAUGAAGGCAGAAAUCAAGGCGAGAAAGAUGAGAACCCACCCAGCCCUCGCCUUCCUCCUGCUCUUCGUGAUCGCCUCCGGGGCCUCCGAGAACGCCAGCACGUCCCGGGGCUGCGGGCUGGACCUCCUCCCUCAGUACGUGUCCCUGUGCGACCUGGACACCAUCUGGGGCAUCGUGGUGGAGGCGGUGGCCGGGGCGGGCGCCCUGAUCACGCUGCUCCUGAUGCUCAUCCUCCUGGUGCGGCUGCCGUUCAUCAAGGACAAGGAGAAGAAGGACCCCGUGGGCCUCCACUUCCUCUUCCUCCUGGGGACCCUGGGCCUCUUCGGGCUGACGUUCGCCUUCAUCAUCCGGGAGGACGAGACCAUCUGCUCGGUCCGCCGCUUCCUCUGGGGCGUCCUCUUCGCGCUCUGCUUCUCCUGCCUGCUGAGCCAGGCGUGGCGCGUGCGCCGGCUGGUGCGACACGGCAAGAGCCCGUCGGGCUGGCAGCUGGCGGGCGCGGCCCUGUGCCUGAUGCUGGUGCAGGUCAUCAUCGCCGUCGAGUGGCUGGUGCUGACCGUGCUGCGCGACGCGAAGCCGGCCUGCGCCUACGAGCCCAUGGACUUCGUGAUGGCCCUCAUCUACGACAUGGUCCUGCUGGCGAGCGCCCUGGGGCUGGCGCUCUUCACGCUGUGCGGCAAGUUCAAGAAGUGGAAGCAGAACGGGGCGUGCGUCCUGGUCACGGCGUUCCUGUCCGCGCUCAUCUGGGUGGCCUGGAUGACCAUGUACCUCUUCGGCAACGCCGAGCUGCGGCAGGGGGACGCCUGGGGCGACCCCACCUUGGCCAUCACGCUGGUGGCCAGCGGCUGGGUCUUCGUCAUCUUCCACGCCAUCCCCGAGAUCCACUGCACCAUCCUGCCCGCCCCGCAGGAGAACACGCCCAACUACUUCGACACGUCGCAGCCGAGGAUGCGCGAGACGGCGUUCGAGGAGGACGCGCAGCUGCAGCGGACGUACAUGGAAAACAAGGCCUUCUCCAUGGACGAGCACAGCGCAGCCCUGCGGACAGCAGGAUUUCGUAAUGGCAGCUUGGGAAACAGGCCCAACGCUCCGUUUAGAAGCAACGUGUAUCAGCCGACCGAGAUGGCCGUCGUGCUCAACGGCGGGACCAUCCCAACUGCUCCGCCAAGUUACACUGGAAGACACCUCUGGUGAAAGACUUAAGUUCCAGAGAGUAAGACUCUGACCGAUUUUAGUCCCUGGCUGUGUCUUUCUUGAGGGGGAAAGCACUAACCGCAGCCUAACGAGGCCGCCUCACAGCCGGGAGGUCUGGAGAUCCCAGACGAGGCGGUUUCGUGUAAAUGUGAACACUGCUGAACAGAAAAGCUAACACCGACUGCCCUCCCCUCCCCCUCGCCACACACGCACACACACACACACGUGCGCACACACACACGCACAUACCAAACCAACCUCAAUCCCUGCAAACUAAAGCAAAGCUAAUUGCAAAUAGUAUUAGGCUCACUCGAAAAGGUAGCGGGGAAGCCUGAGUCACCCCUGAGGGUAGAACGGAAGCCAGUGCACAGCCGAUGGGCCAGGCUGGUGGGUGUUAGUGGCACAGGGCGGUCCCCCACAGCAUCGCCCCGGGGGGGCCUCCUGGAGGUGCCCAUUUCAUUGAGGAGGGCCAGUGGGGACCUGCACAUGGUGGGGUGGGGGGGAGUCAGGAGCAGUUUCAGGAGGUUGUGGGUGCGAAUCCAAGGAGAGGCCCAGUCGAAUCCUGGGGUGAGCUCUCCAACCAGUAGUGGUUGGAGGGAUGCUGACAUGUGCCAAAAACGGGGUGCUGUCUGCAAGUCGAAGUGACCGUCACGUUUAGAAAGCGGUGGCCUUCUGUGGGCCUCUUGCUCUGGCAUCGGUGGCAGGAAUGUAAGCCAGCCUCCCGCCCUGGUGUUGCCAUAGCAACCCUGUGGCUCGGGGCAGCUCCCCUCCCGUGAUCCUCUCUCCUGCUCCCCGCACUCAGCAGCGCCCCCUCCAACGCCCUCUCCCAAUCCGAGCCCCACGUUCAUUUCGAAAGCUCCAGUGGGGCCGACCCCCUGGGCUGGCAGGCCAGAAGGAGGCACCCCAGACGGUCUUCUGAGAUGAUGUCACGUGGCAUGGCGUCCCGGGGUGCCCUCUGAGAUGGAGCGGUGGCCCCCCGAUGUAGUGAGAGCCCCAGGGUGGGGGGGGUGGGGGGGAGCACCCACGUUUCCCCUGCUGCUUCCACAGGGUUGGGGGACAUUUUUGACUUGGUUUUCUGCAAGUUCCAUGGAAACGGUCCUCUUCAAAGCCCAUUGUUUUUCUGUCAUGGUUUCCAUCUGUCCUCAGCAAGUCAUUCCUUGGUUCUGUGGCAUGUCGAACAUCUCGGCCAUCCCCAGCCCCAUGUUCUCUGCGCUGUUUGGCCAGCAUAACCGCUAGCGACGACUCAAAGCCAAGGGUCUUAACCUGGCGGCCCGGAGCGCGCACACGAGGGUGGGGCCUUCUGCACACACUCUAAUCACUGCAUCGCUUGUGUCUAUUAAAACAACCCAUAAGCCUUUAACCUUUCAAUAAAAUGAAAAAGGUUAGUUUUUUUUGAGGGGGGGAACUGACCUCUUCAUAAGCCGAUAUGUCUGAGCUGAGUAUGUUUUAAUAAACCUUCUGAUUUUUCUCGAG
Molecule: messenger RNA, 3870 nt
Organism: Pteropus alecto (black flying fox)
Lineage: Eukaryota; Metazoa; Chordata; Mammalia; Chiroptera; Pteropodidae
Gene: GPRC5B
Product: G protein-coupled receptor class C group 5 member B
Exons: 4
Coding region: 1138-2397 (419 amino acids)
Biological process (GO): G protein-coupled receptor signaling pathway
Cellular component (GO): signaling receptor complex; intracellular membrane-bounded organelle; plasma membrane
Molecular function (GO): G protein-coupled receptor activity; protein kinase binding; protein kinase activator activity
Source: RefSeq, a predicted model, not a curated record